AUGAAUGUCAUAAGUAAAGAUCACAUAAAUAUCAGUUUAAUGAAAAGAAAUUGUAUAAACGACGAUAGAAUGGACGCCGUUAUAAAUAAUAAUGAUAAGAAUGAGAUAAAUAAUAAUGAUAUAUAUCCUAAUUUAUGUUUUACAAAUGAAAUAACAAAUGAACAAAUUUUAUACAAUGGUAAACAAGAUAAUAUAAAUACAGCUGACCCUGAUUAUAGCAUAAAUAAUAUAAAUAUAGUUGAUCCUGAUUAUAGCAUAAAUAAUACGAAUAUAGCUGACCCUGAUUAUAGCAUAAAUAAUAUAAAUACAGCUGACCCUGAUUAUAACAUAAAUAAUAUGAAUAUAGUUGACACUGAUUAUAGCAUAAAUAAUACGAAUAUAGCUGACCCUGAUUAUAGCAUAAAUAAUAUAAAUACAGCUGACCCUGAUUAUAACAUAAAUAAUAUGAAUAUAGUUGACACUGAUUAUAACAUAAAUAAUAUAAAUAUAGUUGACACUGAUUAUAACAUAAAUAAUAUAAAUAUAGUUGAUCCUGAUUAUAACAUAAAUAAUACGAAUAUAGUUGAUCCUGAUUAUAACAUAAAUAAUACGAAUAUAGCUGACACUGAUUAUGACAUAAAUAAUACGAAUAUAGCUGACACUGAUUAUGACAUAAAUAAUAUAAAUAGUGAUAUUAAUAAUAUACCUGACUGUACAGGCAGAGAUGAAGAAAAUAAUUCUUAUACAAAAAAAAAUACAAUAUGCAAUGAAUUAAAUCUAGAAAAAAGUGAAGAACUUUCUGAUGAUAUAAACAUAGUAUAUUCAUAUGUAGUCAAUGAUUCUAAAAGACAAAUGAAUUCCAACAACGAAUUAAUAUCUAUUAAUAUAACUAUAGAUGAAGAUAAAAAAUAUGUAUUAAGAAAAAAAAUAAAUAAAUUACCUUUUUUCAGAUAUGGGCAUUUUUUAUGUUUAACUAAAAAUGGAUGUAUAUUAGCUAUCGGGGGAACAGAUGGAAAAAAAAAAUAUGCUCUAAUAGAAAAAUAUUGUCAAGAAAAAAAAAAAUGGAAACAAAUAAAUUUAAUGCAUUUUUCGAGAUCAAAUUUUUGUGGUAUAUGUACAGGGGAUAAUAAUCUUUUUGUGUUAGGGGGAGAAGGUAAUCAGCAUAUAUUAAAAAGUGUUGAAUAUUAUGAUAGCAAAAUAAAUUCGUGGAGAUCUUUACCCCCUCUUAAUUGUGUUAGGCAUUCGGCUAGUGCGAUUAUUUUCCAUAAUACAAUUUUUAUAAUUGGGGGAAAAGAUGGAAUUGGAAAUUAUGGAAAAGUUCAUAAAAGUGUUGAAAUGUUAAAUUUAAAUGAAAAAAACAUGAAAUGGAAAAUGUGUAAAUCGUUAAAACAAGCUAGGCUCGCAUUGGUCGCAAUAGUAUUCGACAAUAAAAUAUAUGCUAUAGGGGGAUCGACCGGAGUGAAGGAUCUCAAAUCAGUAGAAAUUUACGACUUUAAAAGAAAUGAGUGGAUAGAAGGGCCCAGUUUAAAUUUUGCUCGAUCAAAUUUUGUCGCAUUUCCAUGGAAAAACCACCUAGUUGUUUAUGGGGGAAUAAAUAAUACCAACGGGGAAUCUUUAAAUUGUGCUGAAAUACUAAAAGAGAAAACAAACCGUUGGAUGGUGUUAAACGAAAUAUUGGAAAAUUAA
Molecule: messenger RNA, 1665 nt
Organism: Plasmodium yoelii
Lineage: Eukaryota; Apicomplexa; Aconoidasida; Haemosporida; Plasmodiidae
Product: kelch domain-containing protein, putative
Exons: 3
Coding region: 1-1665 (554 amino acids)
Molecular function (GO): protein binding
Source: RefSeq, a predicted model, not a curated record